AUGGCCCACGACCGCGAUGUCGAAGCCGAUGCCGAGAGCAGCUCGACCGACCACUCAAUUCCUUCCGCCGGCGAACUUCGGCGCGCCGGGUUAUUGGCUCUGCUAUAUCUGUUCGACGGCAAGCUCGAGCCCGACUGGAACAGCGACCUCCAAUUCAGCACAGUCAUAGUCGCCAUGAUGACUGUUUUCCGCCUGUCCCUAGGCGGAAUCAUCGAGACAUGCAUUAGCCAAGAUGCCUGGAUUUGGGUCUCUGCUUUCCGCAAGGGUAGGACAGAGGCCCGGUUGGAGGACUUCAAGAUGUUCGACGAGGCUUCUCGUGGCUUGUGGGGUGCUUUGGUCCUUAUAUGGCGAAUGAAGGCAAGACAUCUUGCCUGCAUCGGUGCUGCAAUCACGAUUCUCAUCCAGGCUUCGGAGACCUUCUCGUCGCAGAUGGUUCAAUUCAACGAAUACCCUACGGUAUAUGUGGACAGGGUCAGCAUGAACGCGCUCGCAGCUCCGCCGCCCCCGAGGGCAGAGGCGUGGCACAAUAUAGUGCCCCAGGGCUUCGGUGGCGAUAUGUCUCUAGGGCUCUCAACGAAAGCUGCGAUCUACGAUGGCGUAAUAGCUGGUACCUUGUCAGACUUGCCAGUAUCCUGUGCGACAGCGAAUUGCACUUGGCCAAUCUACCCAUCGUUGGCUGUUUGUGGUAACUGUACCGAGUCUCUCCACAGAACAUCCUGCGACGUAGAAACUGGGUGCAACUACACCAUGCCCUCGGGUACCUCGAUCUUCAAUCCCGUUGGUAUCCCUUAUGAGUACCAUUUCACCGUCGCUCCUUCGAAUGGCUCAGCCGGCUAUUUCGACCAAAGCUCACGGGCGUUCUUUUCUAUCUUUGACCUGAUGUCAGUGACAACCACAUCCAAAGAGACACGGGUAGAGGCAUACGAGUGUGCGCUAUGGGUCUGCCUUCAGAGCUACAACACCACCGUCACAAAUGGCAUCAAAACUAGCUCAGUGAUAGCAAAAUGGUCGAAAGCCGAGUUUGUACCCGAAAGCAGCGCCCAUUUCGAUGAAUACGUGUUUCAAGACAUACCACCAGAGCUAAAUGCGGACAACUAUACCCGCUACUCCGUCCCAUCCGAUUCGCUCGAGGCCUUGCGAGACUUCAUGAACGCCAUCAUGUGGGGAAAUGCCUCGGAAGUAGCCGGCGUGGUCGACUAUUCCUCAGACUGGGUCCAAGCGAUGCAGAACGCGACUUCGGAUCUCCCAGAUUGGAUGAACCGGUUGACGCUCAGCUUGACCAACAAUGUCCGACUCAGCGGCACCUUCGACACGACGAAGGCUUUGUAUUACAGCGGUACCGCGUAUAUCAUGGCCUCCCACGUGGAUGUAAACUGGUACUGGGUGCUAUAUCCAAUGACGCUGAUGGUCUUUGGCAUUUUGUGCCUCGUUAUAACCGUCUGGAGGACUGCACACGAUCAGGUCUGUGCUUGGAAAGGAGACUCGCUACCCAUGCUAUUUUGUCGUGUCUCGAAGGGUAUUCAUGCGCAGGUUCGCGACGGCAUGGACGUCCCGGAGGGUCUCAACGAUCGCCUUGGUCGCACAGAGGUCGAACUGAUUCGCAAGGAGGAUGGGCAGUGGUUCUUUAGAGAACCUAGAAAUCAUUGA
Messenger RNA from Anthostomella pinea, 1647 nucleotides. Lineage: Eukaryota; Fungi; Ascomycota; Sordariomycetes; Xylariales; Xylariaceae. The record is from the annotation of a GenBank genome assembly.